Messenger RNA from Thermothielavioides terrestris NRRL 8126, 1077 nucleotides. RefSeq lists its product as uncharacterized. The record is from RefSeq and is a predicted model, not a curated record. Lineage: Eukaryota; Fungi; Ascomycota; Sordariomycetes; Sordariales; Chaetomiaceae. The transcript is spliced from 7 exons. The coding region runs from base 1 to 1077 and encodes 358 amino acids.
AUGCCACGGAGGGCCCCAUUGGUGCCCGUGGCGCCUGCCGCACACUUUCACACUCCUUCCACACACCCAUCCGACCCUCCCCAGGAUUCCGGCAACACCGCGCCGGACAACGGUGGUUACCCGAGACAGCCAUCGCCGGACCGCCAUGAUCAGCCAUCUGAGCCCGACAGCGAGGACGAUACGGACGGCGAAGACGACGACAGUGUUGAAGAAUACCAUGAGACGGACGGCGGCGUCCGCGGCAAGGCCCAGCCAUCUCUAAGUCGGCCCCUAGGUUGCCCCUAUCGGAAGAGGAAUCCGGCGCGCUUCAACAUACGCGACCACCCGAAAUGCACCAAGCCUUUCGCUGAUAUCAGCAGGCUCAAAAGGCAUAUCUUCGCCUGUCACAUGAAAGCUGAGGCCCACAAGUCUCCUCUGUGCCGUCAAGCAAGCCAGUCCGAUGACGUCGAGAACGGGAUUACCGCCGACAUUUAUCACCAAUUGAUCGACCGGAAAAAUUGUACCAAGGUCUGCACUUAUGGAGACUUGUGGAGGGUUUUGUUCCCAGACGAUACUCAUGUCCCAUCACCGUACUACGAGAGGUGCAUUCCCAUGGAUCUUGUCGAGUCAACAAAGGUCGCCGAGAAUGCAUGGCUCAGACCUCACGAACGUGAGAAGGCCCAGAAACAGAUGGCCGACAUAAUCCGGAGCGACGAAUGGAGCGACCCUGACGCCCUUGCAUCACGGCUGUGGGAUGCGGCACACGCAAGCGAUCUUUCAAGCUUCGCCAACUGCCUCAAGGAGUUCCAGGACACUGUUCUUCAACAGGCGACGGAUUCUCCGAGGGCAUCGGCCCCUGCCCGCGUCGACAGUCGCACCUCUGAACCCGCAAUCAUCAAGUGCAAGAGAUAUGUGAUCAGGAUGACGAACUUUUUCUGCUGCACGGAAUCAGCUCUCGUGACCCGCCGCGGUAACCCGUCGCGGAACCCGCCGCUCGGAUCCAUCCGGUUCUCGGUGCGCCGACCUGCUGCGCUCGCCCAAGCCGUUGUCGACUCGACGCGUGCGGCGAAGCCCGCCGAGCCGUCAACAGCGCCCUGA